This is a messenger RNA of Purpureocillium lilacinum, 567 nucleotides long. RefSeq lists its product as uncharacterized. Lineage: Eukaryota; Fungi; Ascomycota; Sordariomycetes; Hypocreales; Ophiocordycipitaceae. The record is from RefSeq and is a predicted model, not a curated record.
AUGAACAUUCACGCCCGUAUCGGCGAGCAAACAAAGCUCAUCAACGAGCGACCAAACUCGAUGAUGGUGACGACGGACCGAGCGUCGGCCUUUAGGCCUCUUGUUAUCAACUCUCUCGCCCUGCUGCGGGCCUGCAUCGGCGCGACCCUCGUGGUCGCCCCUCCUCGCCUCCUGUCCCUCUUCUUCCUGAUGGGCACGCAAGGAGCGACAACACCCAACACCGGCACGGCACACCAUCACCCCGCGACAGCAGCCGGGAUCCAGUCUUCGGUCCUGCUGCCGCGCCUCCUCGGCGUUCGAGAGGUCGUCGUGGGACUGCUCCUGUGGACGGCGUUCCGGCGACACGCCCAGCAGCGACGCCAAGGCCUGCCGCAGGAGACCGAAGCCCGGCGAGGGCUCCGCAGUGUGCUGUGGGGGAACCUGGCCGUCGACGUGAUGGACGCGGUGAGCUGCGCGGUCGUCGUGGCGGCGGGCAUGCAGGAGAAGGCUGCCGCGGCGUGGUUCGGCGCCGGGGCGAUGGUGUUUGUCGUGCUCGGGGCGCUGGGGCUGUCACUGGACGCCAAGUAG